Molecule: messenger RNA, 670 nt
Organism: Oreochromis niloticus (Nile tilapia)
Lineage: Eukaryota; Metazoa; Chordata; Actinopteri; Cichliformes; Cichlidae
Product: glutathione synthetase
Exons: 4
Coding region: 78-464 (128 amino acids)
Biological process (GO): glutathione biosynthetic process
Cellular component (GO): cytosol
Molecular function (GO): glutathione binding; glutathione synthase activity; ATP binding
Source: RefSeq, a predicted model, not a curated record
AGCGCAAAACAAGGCUCGCGUGCGGAGUGAAGCGGAAAAAAAGUGAGACAGAGAAGAGCUGGGAUGCUCGUCUUCUGAUGGAGCGCUCUCGAGCUGUGAAGGGUCCAGAUAUCAGCGCUCACCUGGCUGGUACCAAGAAGGUUCAGCAAGUGCUCGCCAGACCUGGAGUCCUGGAGAGGUUCUUCCCGGACCAGCCUCAAGCUGUGCAGCAGAUCCGAGCGACAUUGGCUGACCUCUACACUCCAGACAUGGGUGCAGAGAGGGACAAAACAGUAUCAAUGGCCUUGGCAGCAGCAGAACGGUUUGUCUUGAAGCCUCAGCGAGAAGGAGGAGUAUUCCUUUUCUCCAAGGAAGGAGAAAAGGUAUGUAUCAGGUUGCUGAGAAGAAAGAUGGAGGUGGAAAGGAUGUGCAAGCUAUGGGACAAAGUUGCUGAGACCAGGUUAAACAGAGGUGACGAUCAGUGAGCAGGAGUGUGGCUUCGUGCUGAAAAGAGCACAACAGAUUUUCUGGAGAGAAGGUGAAGGAAAGUCAGCUGAAGCAAGACAGUUUGUGGAGUUUGUGUUGGACUGUAUGUUAUGCUGGGAGCCUGGGGAUUAGUGGACUUUGAUUCCAAGUUAAUAUUAGCUAGUGUUUGUCACUGGUUUUUGGGCGGUGGAAUAAAAGGGAUUGG